GGUCACCGGUACAUGAGAGUGAUGAGAAUUCUUCUGUGACAUUUCGUUUUGACAACAGAGGUAACGGAGACGACGACGGUUUUUACUACAUCUUCUAUUCUCCGCAACUGUUAGGGUUUAAACUUGUAAUUCAAAGUUGGGUACAGUCGUACAGACUCUUCUUCCCCCUUUUGGUUUUAGGAAAUUGCAUCAAUUAGCAAAACAUGGCACCGAGAAAGAAGACACCAGCCAUGAUUUGGGUUAGGAAAUCGCAGCAAUCAGCAACAAUUGGAAUGCAUUUAGACUCGUCUCUUCUCCCAGAUUGUGUUUCAAAAUUGCAGUUGUCUCCGUCUCCAUCAGCAAAAAUAGGUCAGACAUUUCUCAUGAGAGACUGGUCUCUUCUCCCUGAAGAGCUACUGAGAAUUAUCUCUAAGUAUCUGGAGGACAAGGACUAUUGUUUCGAUGUGGUUCAUGCUCGCUCUGUUUGCAGUUCUUGGCGAUCUAUCUUCCCGUUUCCUUCUUGCCUAUUACGCCAAAGUUAUUCUCUUCCUUCCUUUGCCAAGUUCCCUCGCAAAACAAAAGACUUGUGCACCCUCGAGAAGAUCCCUUUGUUCUUGUUUAGAGUUCGUGCUCCUGCAUCGCAUUAUGAGUAUUUUCUCGGAGAUUUGGGCCCGGAUAAGUCAGAAGACCGUAUGGAGCGUCCAUCUCCUCUUCAAUGUUCAGUGAAAUAUAAGAUACCAGGAACUGAUCCAACCUUAAUGAACAUGCUAGACUGCCAGAUCAUCCCUCUGGGCCAUCAGUACAGGAUGAUCGGUUGGUAUCCUGACUCAUUGGCAACAAGUUUCAGAGGCGUGGCUGUUCUUCCACUAAACAAGCAGGGAGGAGGAGGAGGAGGAGGAGGAUUUGUUGUGCUUAUCGGCUAUUCUCAUGGUUUGUUGGUAUUAAGAAGUGCUGAAAGGAGAUGGAUGCGUCUUGAGCAAUCCUCAAUAGCUGACUGCUCGGAUAUCCUCACUUUUAGAGGCAGAUUUUAUGUAGUCUUUCUUAACGGGGACAUUUUCGUUAUCGAUCCUUAUUCUCUGGAAGCAACUCCCCUUAUGCCACCGGAGGUUCUGAACUCUGGUUCAUGCAAUUAUCUGGUUCCAUGUGGCAAUGAUGAACUUUUUCUAGUUGUGGUAAUCAUCCCAAGAUCGUCUGUGUUAGAUUUUGGUAAGUUAACAUGUAGAGUGAGUAAGCUAGAUGAGGAGGCUGGUGAAUGGGUUGAGGUCAGUGAUUUGGGAGACCGUGUUUUGUUCAUUGGAAACCAGGGAAAUGUUGCUUGCUCGGCUAAGGAGCUUCCUAAUGGUUGUGGUGUGAGCGGGAACUCAAUUUUGUUCACUGAUGGGCUUGGCUUUAAAAAUUUUGCCUAUAAAUAUGGAGUACCCACAGGGAAUGCGGAGGACGACCUCAGUCUGUGGAGAUUCUCAAGAGAGAAUCUUGUGGAUGUUCUCAACAAAUCUCCUCCAGUGGUGGCUCUCCAGAUUGCGCGCUAAGCCGUAAAAUCUUGCCUUGGAUACCUGAGACAUCUCUUGGAUCAAAAACAAUUAUUCCUAUGACUUUUGGUAAAGAUAAUGCCACAUCAAUAUGCUGAAGGCUAGAACAGUGUGAGAGUAUUCAAGUCUUAAUUGUUGUUGCUAACUAAAAGCAUCUUGAGGUAAUCUUCCCUGAAGUGUUCUUGAACUUUGCUCUUUGUGAAUAUGUGUUUGGUGGUCAAACUUGUUUACUAGUGUCCAAGCUAAGACAUGACAUGCAGACACAUUGUUUUCCUCUUCGAUUAUUACUCGUGUUUCUCUUUUGUAUUUGGUGUCCACUUAAAACAGUGAUGGAAAUAGUCGUGAGAACUUAGAUGAUAUGAUUUUAGACUUUUUAAAGCAA
Arabidopsis lyrata subsp. lyrata is the source of this 1890-nucleotide messenger RNA. Its product is annotated as F-box/kelch-repeat protein At1g64840. NCBI's taxonomy places the organism in Eukaryota, Viridiplantae, Streptophyta, Magnoliopsida, Brassicales, Brassicaceae. Gene Ontology annotation, molecular function: protein binding. The coding region runs from base 204 to 1508 and encodes 434 amino acids. The record is from RefSeq and is a predicted model, not a curated record. The transcript is spliced from 4 exons.